Messenger RNA from Panicum hallii, 1618 nucleotides. RefSeq names its product dof zinc finger protein DOF3.6-like. The transcript is spliced from 2 exons. Bases 174 to 1214 code for a protein of 346 amino acids. Lineage: Eukaryota; Viridiplantae; Streptophyta; Magnoliopsida; Poales; Poaceae. The record is from RefSeq and is a predicted model, not a curated record. Gene Ontology annotation, molecular function: DNA binding; DNA-binding transcription factor activity. Gene Ontology annotation, biological process: regulation of DNA-templated transcription.
GCCCCCUCCACUAUCUCCGAGCAGCCAAGAGAGAGAGAGAGAGCUCUGCAAGGGAGGGAGGGAGGGAAAGCCGCCGCGGCACGAGAGAGGCAAACCCUAGCACAAAGACUCACUUUCUCCGGAGCAAGCCAAGCCGCGGAUAGCAUAGCAUCCGCAUCGCCGCCGCACCCACCAUGAUCUUCCCCCCUGCCUUCCUGGAUUCCUCGAGCUGGAACGAUAACCAGCAGCAGCAGCAGCAGCACCAGCACCAGCAGCAAGCUCACCACCAGGUUGCGGCCAGCGGAGGUGGCGGCGACGGCAAUCAUGACCUUCUCCAGCCAUCAAUCAUGGGGGGAGCGCUUCCCGAAGGUUGUCCUGGGGGCGGCGGCGCCGGGCAGGUGGGGCCGGCGAAGCCGAUGUCCAUGGCCGAGCGGGCGCGGCUGGCGAGGAUCCCGCUGCCGGAGCCGGGGCUCAAGUGCCCCCGCUGCGAGUCCACCAACACCAAGUUCUGCUACUUCAACAACUACUCGCUCUCGCAGCCGCGCCACUUCUGCCGCGCCUGCCGCCGCUACUGGACGCGCGGCGGCGCGCUCCGCAACGUGCCCGUGGGCGGGGGCUACCGCCGCCACGCCAAGCGCGCCAAGCCCAAGGCGGCGGCCGCGCCGGGCUCGGGGACAGCAGCGUCGGCCGCCACCGCCGCGCUGGCUCCCGCCGGGUCCACGUCGUCAGCCUGCACCACGACCAACGUGCCCGCGCUCCCCGGCCCCGCCAUGCUAGGCGGCAACCUGUCCAUGCUGCCGCCGCUGCUGCGCCUCGCCGACUUCGACGCCAUGAGCCUCGGCUCGAGCUUCUCCGGGAUGGGGAAGCCGUCCCUCGACGCCGCGGGAGGCUACUCGGUGGGUGGCGGCAGCGGUCCCGGCGGGCUGGAGCAGUGGAGGGUGCAGCAGAUGCAAAGCUUCCCGUUCCUGCAUGCGAUGGACCAGGGCCCGCUGGGGCCACCUCUGGCGAUGACAAUGGCGCCCGGGAUGUUCCAGCUAGGUCUAGACAGUGGUGAUGGUCGUGGUGGCGGUGGCGCCGGCGGAGAAGACGGGUCGGGAGAGCUCCACGUGAUGCAAGCUAAGAGGGAAGGCGGCGGCGGCUACGCAGCAAGAGGCAUGUAUGGCGAUCACCACCUCGCCGCUGCCGGCUACGCUUCCUAUUCCAACAAUGCUGCUACAGGUAACCAUCUCUUGUAAUGGUCGAGCUUAAUUCAGGGCCAGCUACGACGAUGAUCGUUAAGUUGUUCCUACAACUAGCUAGGGACAGAGUGUGUGAUGGUAUUGUGAUAUAGAAGGCUAGCAUGCAUUUGCAAUGUUUUCUUCAAGAACUGGAGAGGGGAGAGGGAGAGAUCAGAGACAAUGGUGCUCGAUUUGGACAUGGACGGGCCGUAUGCUGGAUCAUGCACAAGUAUUAUCUAUAGCUGCAAGUUAGCUCGCAUGAUCACUUGUUUUAUGUUUCUUCUUUCUUUCGUUUUUCCUAUGAUCGGAUCCCUUUGGGUUUCACCGUCGAGCAUUUGGGGUGAAGAAGUAAUGUGUACUGCUGUUGAUCAUUUUGUUCAUGGAAACACCUAUCAUAUGUCAAUUAUUCCCCCUUUUAACUA